AUGGACUACACAGUCUCAGGGACUGAUUCCCUGGAAAGCAUCGCCGCCGCACAUGAUUGUACAGUCGGUGAAUUAAUGAAAUUGAAUCGGAUGAGCUCUCGCAUGGUCUUUCCGGGUCAGAGAAUACAGGUGCCGUUUUCGUCACAAGAUAACGUAUUUGAAAGUGAUGCUAUUGCUACCUCAACUCCUCGUCAUGGCAAUCAAAUAGCGGGCGGGGAAAGUGCUGCUGAUGGGAUUCGUAAAGGGCCAGGCGGUGCUGUUCCAGCACAACAUCAACGUGGCAGCAAUCUGAUGAAAACGCAAAGCGCACCUCUUCCUGGGCUUGAUGAAGCUGACUCAGACUGUCUUCAACGGUUUCUGAAAAUCAAGGUGAAGCAAGUUACUGAGUCGGACGGUACGGUGUCAGGGACGCUUCUUGUUACACCAAAUUGCCUCAUGUUUGACCCUGAUGUUAAUCAUCCCUUGGUCAAAGAAAAUGGGCAGGAUUUAUAUGGAAUGGCUGGCGUAUACAUGGACGAAAUUGUAUCCGUUUCCGUCUAUAAGGAAAUCAGCGCGCUAACUGGAGACAAGGAAGACAAAAAGAAAGACAUCUUCGAUCCGAAUCAUGUUCGAACUCCAGCUACAUCUGUUUCUCAUCAAGACUCCGCUGGUGAUGUAGGAUCCCUUCCACCAGAGGUUGAUCCGCAACAGGUGCCUGAUGAUCCAGUACAAGAGGAACCAGUGAAAUUCUCUCUGUUUCAACGGCUUGAUUCGGGUGGAAGUACUGAUGCGAAAGCGGACGAAGUAAAUGAUCAGUCGUCAACAAAAGGAGGUAGUGAAAUUUUUCUGCCAAGUAUCGACGAAGAAUCACAAAACGUCAAGACGCCUGACGACGAUCGCGAAGAUCGUCGGACGAGAACAUCUAGCGAUGUGGUAACGCAAGAAGGCUUGGACAGAGUAUGCGAAUACACAUGCGCACCGUUCGUCCGACGUACGUCGCAUCACAAAAGAUGUAACAGACGACAGCGCUGCAUAUCUGGAAGCUGGAUAGCGGCAGCGGCCAUGUAUCUGAUUCUUUACAAACGGGAUUGGAAACGGGUCAAAGUUGUCGGAGAGGCGGCCAAUGCUGCUGCAAACCAAGCAAAGGUAUAUUUCUCCUCUCAACGAGUGAUCGAUACUGAUAGGGUUGUUUUGAAAGAUAGUGCAUCAAAUGAAGUUAAGGCUGCUGCUGAUGUCGUAGCUGCUGUGCCAGGACGAGUGGUAGACAUGGGGACAAGCCUAGUAUCAGACGGAAUCAACGGGGUGCAGGAGAUAUUCAAUGUGGAUGUUGAG
This is a messenger RNA of Ostertagia ostertagi, 1311 nucleotides long. The record is from the annotation of a GenBank genome assembly. Lineage: Eukaryota; Metazoa; Nematoda; Chromadorea; Rhabditida; Trichostrongylidae.